Messenger RNA from Colletotrichum godetiae, 354 nucleotides. RefSeq lists its product as uncharacterized. Lineage: Eukaryota; Fungi; Ascomycota; Sordariomycetes; Glomerellales; Glomerellaceae. The record is from RefSeq and is a predicted model, not a curated record. The annotation marks the transcript as partial. The transcript has a single exon.
GAGAAGACUGCUCCACAUCGUGACCCGCGGUAUGAAACCAUACUUGCGACCAAAGGAGGCUGCAUGAACAACUCCUCCCAAGGCAUAGAAGCAAGCAAGUCCAUCAUAAAGAUGUUGCUUGAGACGUAUCAAGCCAAUCCACGCAGUUCUCUUAUCUCGCGAAGAUAUCUUCGAGGCUACCCGUCGCAUGGUUGCAGAGCAGCGCGUGUUACCGUCACUCGCGACAUCACUUCGCUGAUCGUCUCAUGCGCAGAGCUUCUUGCUACCUACCACGCUACGGAGCCCGGAUGCUUGAUCGGAAGCAUGAACGAGGGGUGGAGUAACUCUAUUCCGCUUACCGACAUCCGCCCGCAA